GGCCACCAGCCAGUCAGUCGUCUACGGGCGAAGGACACAAGUGUAGUUACAUGAAUCUUCAAAGUGCCUCAGAUUCAUUCAUAACUCCAGUUCUUGUCAGUGUAUUUUUUAAACCCGAAGCAGUGAACGACGAGCUCCUCGGUGCGACACCACCCUGUGUCCAUGGUAAAGCCCCACGUUAACAGCCAGGAUUGUCCCGAGGCAGGAGGGAAACGAGAGAAGCUUCAACUCAACGAAGGGGAAACAGAUUUGUUGAACAGAUUUCAUCAGACCCAGCUCCCACUUUGCUCUUUUGGCUACUCAGACAGUUUUCAUUAUCUUCCAUGGAUGUGGCAGAUUCCUGAGCAGAAAGGAUGACAUCGGAGGCUGCAGUCUCCACACCUCCUGCAAUAAGCAGCACCCCCGCCCAGAGGGACUACUACUGGCUUCGCUCAUUUGUAGCUGGAGGUGUAGCAGGAUGCUGUGCCAAGACUACCAUUGCUCCUCUGGACAGAGUGAAGAUUCUUCUUCAAGCCCAGAACCCCCAUUACAAACAUCUAGGUGUGUUUUCCACUCUCAGAGCUGUGCCAAAGAAAGAAGGCUUCCUUGGCUUGUACAAGGGUAAUGGGGCAAUGAUGGUCAGGAUAUUCCCUUAUGGAGCUAUCCAGUUCAUGGCCUUCGACAAUUACAAAAAGCUGCUAAGUAAACAGAUUGGGAUCUCUGGACACAUCCACCGCCUCAUGGCAGGAUCUAUGGCAGGGAUGACUGCGGUGAUAUGCACCUACCCUCUGGACGUGAUACGAGCGAGACUGGCCUUCCAGGUGAAAGGAGAGCAUCGCUACACUGGAAUUGCCAAUGCUUUCCACACCAUCUACCUUAAGGAAGGGGGCGUUUCAGGCUUCUACAGGGGGCUUACGCCAACACUGAUUGGAAUGGCUCCUUAUGCAGGUUUCUCAUUCUUCACCUACGGCACCCUGAAGAGCCUCGGCUUGAAACAUUUCCCAGACCUGCUGGGACGCCCCUCUUCAGACAAUCCUGAAGUCCUCAUUCUGAAAACCCACGUCAACCUGCUUUGUGGAGGGGUGGCCGGUGCCAUCGCUCAGACAAUAUCGUACCCCUUAGAUGUGGCUAGGAGAAGAAUGCAGUUAGGAGCUGUGCUUCCUGACUCUGAGAAAUGCACAUCGCUGAGCAAGACCCUGAAGUAUGUGUACACAGAGUAUGGGGUCAAGAAGGGAUUGUACCGAGGCCUUUCUCUCAACUACAUCCGCUGUGUCCCCUCCCAAGCUGUGGCCUUCACCACCUAUGAGUUCAUGAAGCAGGUCCUCCACCUGAACUAGCCACUGUUUUUUAACUCCCAAGUCUGUACCUGGGCCCGUAGGCUCUGAGUCAUUAAAGCAGCUCAACCUCGAUGCUUCCUUCACAGAGUGAUCCGAGACUCACUCGCUACGUCUUAAACUCUUCAAUGUGGAAAUUGUCUUUCCUGUGGGUUCACUGAAGGUACCAGGGAAGUCAGUUAAUGCUGGAUAUCAGACAGUGAGGUACUUUAUGUCUGAUUCAUUCCCUCUUAUUUCCUGCUUAUGUGACUCGCCACCUCAUGAGUGAUGAUUUACUCAACCACACGACAUGUGGUUUGAAUAUGAACAAAUCCCUCAUCAGUGUCUCCAUGGAUAGAGCAGGGCAGCGGCAUCUUUGAUCUGGAUUGGUUGGUUGGAUGGCUUGGGGCAAGGAUAUGCUCUUAAACAAUGUUGUUGACAACACAACAACAACCGUCUGAUUGUGUAGCAGCCCUCUCACUCACACAGCAGACACAGAUGUCCACACAGUCUCACUUGUCUCUUCCAGCUUAAAAUGAUCAAAUUAGCUUAUUAACCAUUAUUCUGUUUCUUUCCAAAGCUCGGUGAUAUGCUUUUAUUUUAACAGUAUAUCACCCCCGAGCACUUCAAUUCUAUAACUACACAUUUUCUUCAUUGUUUAUCAUGUGUCCUUUUUACCCACUUGGCCGUUGUUGAAAGGUGGCUGAAACUUUAACGUAAUCAGAUGAUUCAUAAUGAUUUAUUUAUUCAGUGCUUUGUGUGUCUUUAAAUUUGGGUUGCAGUAACUUUAGGAGACGAUUAUGUUUGUGCGUCUUUGCCUUUGUCUUUUACACAAAUCUAAGGUUAAUAUAACAAAAUUUCACCUGCAGGGUUUUCAGUUUGAGGCAACUUCACAUUUUAUUGCCAAACCUUGACUAGAGCAGUUACUGUAUGUGUUUUCAUUUGCUGAAAAAACCUUUUGUCUUUUUUAUGUUGGUUAAUGUGCUCGAAGAUGUUUAGCGUUGAUGAUAUUGUAUUAUGUAGAUUGAUGCUCUGCUGUAAUCAGAAAUAUAUUUAGAGGUGUUUAAGAUGUUAGCAUUGCUACAUGAUAUGGAUGUAGGUCUGAUGUUUGCCAGAAGGAACUCAGGAGAAAUUUGCACUUCAUGACUGUAGCUUUUUCUUUGUGUAUUUAUUGAUUUAGCGACCUGCUGCCACUGGGGGGCAGCAUUGAACACAAAUUGAAUUGUUUACCAUCAGAGCUGGAUACAACACUCAUACACAUAUUUCAUAUAUCUCUUAUCAAAUACAAGCGAGAGUAGGCUCUUUAUAUUUUUUUCUGUUUUGCCUAACCAAAGCAAGUCGUCAGUUAGUGAGUAUAAUAUAUGCAGUGCUUUUAACCCGGUUCUGCCAGAAUGCUGUUUGCAUUUAUUGCCCAGGAAGGCUGAACAUUAAUGACUGAAUGAAAGUGUUGUUUAAUCAUGCACCAUCAACUCACCACCAGUGUUUGGGUGAAGCCUCAUCAGUUUGCUGUACAAGCAUCCUCCCUUUUCAGCCUCUUGCCUUCGUCUGCAUUCAAAUGUCUUACUUCACCAGAGUGAUUGAUGUGUUUCAUUGGAGUUUCUCCACAUGCUUGCUGCCUCAGCUUUCAGAUCACUGCAAAUGAAUAGUGAGAAAUUACAAAAGGCACAUGCCUCGGAACAGCGGUUUCCAACCUGUUUGGCUUGUGACCCCCUUAAAAUAUUUGUUAACCAACAAAGAGGCGACACAAAAUUUCACAAAAAAGUAAAAAUUAGAAUAAAGUCCAAACACACAAACACAAAUUUGGGCAGCAGAACUCAAUGUUUUUUUCUUCUUUUCUAUUCCAUUAAAGAGUAUAACUUUACACCUAAUUCUCCACUUUUAUUACACUUUCUAUUGAUCCUGGUCCCAUUUUACAGUGUUCAUUUGAACAGGUAUUUUCCUUUACUAGAGAAAAUCCAGUAACUCUGUCCAUUUAAAACAUUCUGUGAACAAUCUCUUACAUACCCUGAAUCACCCAGCCCCUAAAUUACAAGGUGACAUCAUUCAAAUGCAUUUUCCAAAUUUGUGGAGAGGGUGUGUUCAAGCUAAAAUCGUGGCGUUAACUGCUGUUUGAUCAUAUUGUGAACACCCAGUGUCAUUGUGUGACACACUGGAGGGGUCCAGACUUCCAGGUUGGGAACCACUGCCUAAGUAUAAAUCGAUGAUUCGCACAGACUACUGAACACUUUGAAAGUCGUUUACUGUAGAAGAAGUGGGAUGUCGAAAAGGCUUCAGUCACUAGCAGUUCCUCAGUUGGAUGGUUGCCACCCAUCAACCAGUACAAAAAAAACAAACUUUUGUUCACAACAGUCCACCUCAGAUGCAUAAUGAGAAAAGACAUCAAGCAGUGAAAAGAUAUGUUCUAGGUUUUGACACAGUUGGCACCACUGAAGAUGACUGUAGCCAGAUAUUGUACACGCUGCAUCGAAACCAAAAUGUUCAUUCCCAUUUUCUGUUUUUAGCCUUGACGUGUUUUCAUCUAAUAAAUGGAAAUCAUCCGGCCGCUCCAAACAGCUGGACGCCUUGUGUGUGAAGGUGGUGUUGAACAAAAGUCUAAAAAUUUGCAAACCUAUAAUUCUCCCAAAUCACCUUGAAAAUUGCGAGUAAAUGAGGGACUUCUAUGUAACUAAUGAUUGUGUAUGUAAGAAUAAAUGGACUGCAGUAUCUGACUGUGCCCACCUGCCUGGGCUUAAGAGUAUAAUCACAUACUCUCACUGGUGAUAAGUGGCAGCCUCCAUUUGGGAAACAAAAUAUAGUUUUCAGUAACAUUUCUGCUUUUUUAUGUAUCUGCAGUACUGCUGUUUACAUAAGCUUUCAUGUACUGCUCUUUUGAUUUCUGUGUCCUGUCAAAGUCUCCUAUCAGAUCAGCUGUCCCUGUUGCAACAGAUAAUUAUAUAAGAUGAGGAAUAUUCAGAUAUUUAUAGAUGUAAAUGUAUAUAAUGACUGUACUACUUUAUCAGGCUCUGUUAGAUGUGACUGAACAAUGGAAAUGCCUCUUAUUAUGUUUGUCAGUUUUAUUUUCUCUUUUUACAUGUUCAAUUCUGCCUGCCUUUCUUUUUAUAAGCAGAAUUACAUUACAUGUCACCUUCUUAAAAACAGUG
This is a messenger RNA of Seriola aureovittata, 4432 nucleotides long. It is a transcript of the gene slc25a16, whose product is annotated as solute carrier family 25 member 16. Gene Ontology annotation, biological process: transmembrane transport. Gene Ontology annotation, cellular component: mitochondrial inner membrane. The record is from RefSeq and is a predicted model, not a curated record. The transcript is spliced from 10 exons. Bases 354 to 1316 code for a protein of 320 amino acids. Lineage: Eukaryota; Metazoa; Chordata; Actinopteri; Carangiformes; Carangidae.